Molecule: messenger RNA, 4477 nt
Organism: Drosophila subobscura
Lineage: Eukaryota; Metazoa; Arthropoda; Insecta; Diptera; Drosophilidae
Gene: disp
Product: protein dispatched
Exons: 7
Coding region: 1-3672 (1223 amino acids)
Cellular component (GO): membrane
Source: RefSeq, a predicted model, not a curated record
AUGCUGUGCUUCGACUCGGAGAAGAUGAAUUGGUACUACCAUGUCCUGGCCAGACGCCCGUACCUAGUUGUGGUCUCGAUUGCAGUCUGUUGCGUGGCCUGCAUAAUUGUGGCGCUCAUCCUCAACAAGCUGCCCGACUUCAGUGACCCCACCUUGGGGUUCGAGACGAGAGGCACCAAAAUCGGGAAGCGCCUGACGGCCUGGUACAAUCUUCUGCAGGAGACCGACGGGCACGGGGUGCUCUUCUCGAAUCCGUCGGAUAUCUGGGAGAAGCGCAGAGUGGAUGAGGGGUACGGCGUGUCCCAGCUGCAUCCCAAUCACAGGCGGCGCAAGAACCAGCGCAAACACAAGAAGAAGAACAAGCGGCGAAAGGAUCAGCAGCGCCACGAGCACGCGGAGAUGGCCGAGAAGCUGAUGCUACUCAAGAAGCGCCUGAAGGGGACAAGUGCCCCAAAGAGUGAGGGCACCGACCGUGACACAUGGAUGGGGGACAGCGGCGUCUUUCGGGACUACGAAAUAACCAACGACAGUGCCGCCUCCCCGCUGGAGCCGACGGGGCGCAGUGAGAAGAUUCAGUACGGACACAACACGACUUCGGUGGAUGAGGAAAAGCACCGCGAACGCGUACAAACCAAGAAGAGCACCUGGCGGCUGCUGAAACAGGCAGCCACAUUGCCCACCGACAGUUGGGCGGACGCACACCUGCGCCAGCCCAUUGAGGGAUUCUUCUGCGACGCGUCACCACGCAAGGAAUAUUCUCACUUUGUGGUGCAGCGCAUUGGACCCAAUGCCACCGAUUCGCUGUUUGAUUUGAACGGCCUAUUGGCCAUGUGCCAGCUGCAGGAGCAGAUCAGAGACGUUCCCAGCUACAAGGCAUACUGUGAGCCCGAGAUGCUGACCUCCGACUGCUGCAGGCCCUGGUCGCUGCCCAACUAUGCCGCAAUGCUGGCCAACAAAAGUUCCUGUUUCGACCUAACGACGGAGGAUGUGAGCUCACUGCAGUCGCUGCUCGUGGGCUGCUUUGAGUACUUUCACGAUUUAAAGUUGGACAACAACUGCAAUGAGUACUCCCGCUGCUAUGCGCCAGAGCAAUGCAAGCGCCACAAUUUGGUCUACAAUGUGCUCAAUUUUCUCAGCGACUACAGCUUCAUCAGGCCAAACAAUUCGAACGUUUACUUGAAGUACGCCAUGAUCUUUGUGCCUGUGGCGCACUCGAACCGUGUGCUGCCACUCUUUCACGAAUGGGAAGAUGCAGAGCUACGCAACGAGCUGGUGGAAGUGAUUGCCAUGGACUUGGGCCUGGAGAAUGAACUCUUCAACGAGCUGCUGCUGACGGACGUCUGGCUGGUGUCGCUGGGCGGACUCUUUGUGAUGGCCAGCGUGUGGCUGUACACCGGUUCCGCUUUCAUCACGGCCAUGUCCUGCGUGGCCGUUUGCUUCUCCUUGGGACUGGCUUACUUUGUGUACGCCAUAGUCCUGGAGUUUGCCUUCUUCCCCUACAUGAACCUGCUGGCCGUUGUCGUGAUCAUUGGCAUUGGAGCCGACGAUGUGUUUUUGUUUUUAAAAAUCUGGCAGUGUGUGCUGGCAGAACGGUUUGGCUGCACGAACCGCUGCACACUGACCACCGCUCAGUCGCAGAGUGCGCUGCCCACACCGCUGGAGCAUGGCGAGCACACGGAGACGUUGGAGAACAUCAUGGCCCUGACAAUGCGGCAUGCGGCUGCCUCGAUGUUUGUCACAUCGCUGACCACAGCUGGCGCUUUUUACGCCUCCUACAGCAGCUCCAUAACGGCCAUUAAGUGCUUUGGGAUAUUUGCGGGCACUGUUGUGGUGACAAAUUAUCUGCUUAUGAUCACCUGGCUGCCCGCGUCGGUGUCCAUAAUGGAACGCCUUUUUGCAAGCAGAAUUUCGUGUCGCCAGCCGCUGCUCCAGAGGCUAAUGCAUUCCUGCAAGAAGUCAAUUAACAGAUUCUGUCAGGUGUUCGAGGAGUGCAUAACGCAGAGCAUCAUGAACUACGCCUACAUGUGGCUGUUGCUCUUCGGGGCUCUGGGCACAUCGAGUGCCAUCAUUGUGUUCUGGUAUCCAGGACUCCAGCUGCCGGAAAAAUCUCACUUCCAGCUAUUUGUGUCGCAGCAUCCGUUCGAAGUUUAUUCCAGCAUUAAGCAUCAGUUUUGGUUCGAGAAGCCGCUGCAGGUCUACGAGAACUUCAAGAUGCACAUGCACUUUGUGUGGGGUGUGCAGGCUGUGGACGAUGGCGACUAUACGAACCCCAAAUCGUAUGGCAGCCUCCACUAUGACAAUAAUUUUAGUAUAUCCAGCAAGCCAGCGCAGCUCUGGGUCCUCGACUUUUGCCAGAGUGUGCGCCAGCAGCCGUUUUAUCAAGAGACCUUUGGCAUGUUGCUGCCAAAUUGUUUUAUCGAAAAUCUCAUCGACUUCAUGAAGCGCAGAUGCAUCGAUGACAUGGACAUCAGACGGAAGGAUCGUUCGCCCUGCUGCGACGCUCAGUUUCCAUACGAACCUCACAUUUUUGACCUGUGCCUGCCCCAGAGCGUGGCCAAUCUCUACGACACAACCAUGUUCUUCCAGCCAGGUGUGGCGGGACCCAAAUUUGCAGCGUCCAACCGACUGGAAGAGGAUGAUUACUAUGGCAUCAGUGUAAACGAUAGCUUGGAGUCAGCCGGCCUCAAUGGGAGUGCCAUACCGCUGUCGGUCAAGGCGCUGGUAAUUGAAUUCGAGUCGAAUGUCGCCUACAGCACUGUCUAUGCCAACAUCAAAGAGUUCUACGAGACUGUGGAGCAUUGGUUUCAGCAGCAACUAAGCACAGCGCCCGUGGAAUUGCGUGGCGGAUGGUUCACCAGCGAUCUGAAGUUCUACAAUGUUCAGGACACGCUUUCGCAUGACACAAUCGUGGCGAUUACGUUGGCCAUGGUCGCCUCGCUCCUUGUGCUGCUGUGCUUCACCCUUAACCUGCUCAUCUCCAUCUAUGCCGUGCUCACCGUCUCCCUGAGUAUUUUCAACACUGUGGCGGUGCUCAUCCUGCUCGGCUGGCAGCUCAACAUUCUCGAGAGUAUCGCUGUCAGCACAGCCAUCGGGCUGGCAGUGGACUUCAGCCUACACUACGGCAUUCAUUAUCGAAUGUCGCCGAUUAAGGAGCGCACUGCAGCCACACAGUUUGUGCUGUCGCGCAUUAUCGGACCGACGGUGAUGGCUGCGACUACGUCGGGUCUGGCUGGUGGCAUUAUGAUGGCAUCGAACAUACUCCCCUACAUACAGAUUGGUGUCUUCCUGCUGGUGGUCAUGAUCAUCAGCUGGCUGUAUGCCACCUUCUUCCUGAUGAGCCUGCUUAGGGUGGCGGGACCGCAGCAUGGUUUCCUGCAGCUAAAAUGGCCUGUGUGGCGCAAGCAUCACAAUGCCAGCGGGAAGUUCUACGAGCGUAAACCCAGCCAGGUGAUUGCCAGUGAGCAGCUGUUGACGCCCACCAGCUCGGCCAUUGUGGAGCUGGCCAAUUCGGAGACUCACGAACUGGAAUCGCUCAACUCCAACAGCCUGAUCAAAACUAUUUCGGGCACUGAAAGUGCACAUGCAUUGGGCUCGCUGCCGAAUGACUUCGAGCACUCAUUCCAGACGCUGCGCGAGUGCAAAUAUCAAACGUAUCCGUCUACAUCAAAUUGAGUUAGUUACUAAUGCCGGCCAACUAGGGAGGAGAAGGAGGAGCAACUGCAUUUUUUAAUACGGGGCAGGGGGUAGCCCCAGCCACAUGAAAGCCCAUUUAGAUGCAUAUACAUGUACAUAUAUGUGCCAGCGCAGUUCUAUUUGUGGAUAUAUACUCCUAGUUGUAUGGGUACUUGGUAGGUUUAAGCGAAAUAGUUGUAAACUUUUGUUUGGUGGCCUCAAAUGUACGAGCAUCACGCUUGUACCUGGGCAAGUAUGAGUGUAUUGCUCCACAUUUGAGCCACGAGGUGAAGCCAUUGGCGGUGGUAAUAGUAUUGUCUGUGUCGGCAGGACUCAUCGUACGAUAACGAUACUGUUACCUCUUGGCCAAUGCUGCUGCAUGCAUGUACUUAACGGUAAUCAAACACAAAUAUUUAUACUCGCAAACUUUUAUUAGAUGUUAAUGGGCGCCAGCAUAUACAGUAGUUACUUUCUAUGCUAGUUAUACAGUAUUUGUAUGUCUGUAUGUAUGCAGUAUUUGUUGUCUAUCCUAGUUGUGUGCGUUCAAGGACAAGCACAUACACACACACAAACACAUGCAAACAUACACAAACGCACUCACAAUUGUAAUAACCAUGUAACUGUGAUACAGAAAAUGAGAAACCUAAAGUAAUUUUGGUGUUUAUACAGACAAAGAGUUGUACUUAGUGUAUACCACCCCCUCCUAACCAUGACGUAUUGUAAUUAACUACAACCAAAAGGCUCUGUACUUCCUUCAGUGAACUAACGUGUUGAAGUGAUUUAAUAAAUGUUAAUUGUAAACUAA